CCUACUUUUGAUAAUCGCGAUUUUUUGUCGGCGGAUCGGGAGGCUUGAAACCGGGAAUAAUAUUUUUCGAAAUUUUUAAUUACUUGUGUGGAAUUUAUACUAUUUUUUCUUACAUUACCAUAGUUCGAUGAACGUAUAUUUGAUACUUCUAUUGAAAAAACAUGUAGCUUGACAUCGACUCCGGGAUGACCACAAACUUAGAUUAUAGAAUAGGAAGGAUAUCAAUUUGGUAAGCAGCAAUGAUCAUACAAAACUCGAUGUAUGUGCGCUUUAUAGGCAUUAUCGUAUUGGCCACUAUUGGAGUGAUAUUUAUGAUCUCAAGUCUUCCCAUCUCUGAUACAUGUAAAUGCGAGAAUUCUGCAGAACGGGAUAUUCAACAUGAACAAUUUCAUCGCAGCUUCAAGGAAUUGUCUUCUUCGAACAAACAUAAGCUAGCAAUUCUGGUUCCAUUUCGAGAUAGAUUUGACGAGCUGUUGCGAUUUGCACCUCACAUAUCUGCGUUUUUAAAUCGUCAGCAAGUUUCGUUUCACAUUUUUGUGCUGAAUCAAAACGAUCGAUUUCGUUUUAAUCGGGCAUCAUUGAUUAACGCCGGGUUUCUACUGGUUAAAGAUCAGUAUGAUUAUAUCGCUAUGCACGACGUAGAUUUACUUCCGUUGAACAAUAAUCUUAAAUACGAAUAUCCGGAAAAUGGACCACUGCACAUCUCCGGCCCGGAAUUCCAUCCAAAAUAUCACUAUGCAACGUUUAUAGGGGGAAUUUUACUGUUAAAAGUCGAACACUACCAAUUGCUCAAUGGAAUGUCGAACAAGUAUUGGGGAUGGGGCCUAGAAGAUGACGAAUUCUACGUUCGGAUUAAGGAAGCAGGACUUGAAGUGAACCGCCCCAGGAAUAUUACAACCGGACCGGAAAAUACGUUCUUACAUAUCCACGACCGUUUGCAUCGUAGAAGAGAUACGGCCAAAUGCUUCAAUCAAAGGGAAGUGACGCGGCGUAGAGAUCGAGAAACGGGACUUAACACCCUCCGGUACAGUCUGGACAGUCGGCGAGAACUGACGAUAGAUGGCGUGGUCUUGACUGUUAUGAACAUAAACCUAGAAUGUGAUAAAUCUCAAACUCCGUGGUGCGAAUGUGAUAGUAAAGUCGAUACAAAAUCGCGCUUAGAAACAAAAGCAAAAACAUGAUUUUAAACGACAGAUAUCGUUUACCUACACUGGGGGUUUGCAGUUUCUGAUGAUGCCUUCCCAAGCUGCUCCCAUCCCGUUUAUUGAAAUUCUUUUUCUGUAUCCACUGCUCCGCCGGAACGUUGAGUGAGAUUAUUUCGUCUUUGAUUUUUGUAGCACCUGAGCAGCAUCCCGGGAAUCAAGAGUAGAUUUAAAUAUUUUAAUUAUCUUUAAAUUUCUCCUUUCCUCAGUUCCUCGAGUCUUCCUCAGUGUCAGUCACAAUGAGUGUAUCUUAAAAAAAUGAAUUGAAAGGUAAAAAAUAAUGAAAUCCACUCUUGAAGUACCUACGUUGUGUUUUCACUAGGCUAUACGUUUAACAAAAAAUGCGUUAAAGGUCCAAUUAAAUCCUCAAACUUAUUUUUUCGCUAUUUUUUUGUAAGGAUCGUGAGAGAAAAUCGAGAAGCGAUAACUAGUUCGAAUACACAUAAAAGAUAAAGAAACGACUCUCCUACUCAAAAAUCGCCCAUCGAUUUGCCAUACUCACGCACUACAAUCAUGUGUUAUGUUUCAAUUCGGGAUUCUGUUCUUUCACAAUAAAAUGUUAACCAUUGACA
Aedes aegypti (yellow fever mosquito) is the source of this 1774-nucleotide messenger RNA. RefSeq names its product beta-1,4-galactosyltransferase 7 (gene beta4GalT7). Gene Ontology annotation, molecular function: xylosylprotein 4-beta-galactosyltransferase activity. Gene Ontology annotation, biological process: proteoglycan biosynthetic process; carbohydrate metabolic process. The coding region runs from base 240 to 1181 and encodes 313 amino acids. The transcript has 3 exons. NCBI's taxonomy places the organism in Eukaryota, Metazoa, Arthropoda, Insecta, Diptera, Culicidae. The record is from RefSeq and is a predicted model, not a curated record.